AUUUAUUCAAUUAGAGUUAAAUUUUAGGGAGCCACCAGGCCCACCUCUUCGUAUCUAAAUUCCAGAAGUUUCAGAAAAACCUUACGAUAUCUGGUCCCAUUUUCGGUGCCGCAACGCAACCAUUUCAUUUUCUUUAACCCCUGGGGAUCCUUUUUUUUCCUCUGGGGAUAUAAAAGCCCCCACCGACGUUUGAAAGCAAGAGACCCACCCAUCCAUCUCGCGCGAACCCUCGCCGAGAGAUUACGGAAGGAGAAGCAAGAGAACCAGCAGCAAGAAGAGAGGAAAAGUACUAGGAGGAGGAGGAGGAGAUGUCGUGGCAGACGUACGUCGACGAUCAUCUGAUGUGCGAGAUCGACGGCCAGCACCUCACGGCCGCCGCCAUCGUCGGCCACGACGGCAGCGUCUGGGCCCAGAUGGCAAACUUUCCCCAGUUCAAGCCUGAGGAGAUCACUGCCAUUAUGAAUGACUUUGAUGAGCCUGGAUCCCUUGCACCAACUGGUUUGUACCUUGGUGGCACAAAGUACAUGGUGAUCCAGGGUGAGCCAGGAUCUGUUAUUCGAGGGAAGAAGGUUAGGACACCAUGUGCUAUCUAUCACCCAAAUACAUUUGCAUUUUGUCAAAUGAUUCUCAUGAGCAAUGAUGUUUGUCUGGAUCCUUUUAAGCCAUUUGAAGUGGUAACACUUGAAGGGUUCUGGUGGUGUCACUGUCAAGAAAACCAAUCUGGCCUUGAUCAUUGGCAUAUAUGAUGAACCAAUGACUCCUGGUCAGUGCAACAUGGUUGUUGAGAGGCUUGGUGAUUAUCUUGUUGAUCAGGGUUUUUGAAUUUAGUCGUUUGGUACUUUGUUUUGUUUGAUCCGAAUCUUUGACAUGGGCAUGCAUCUUUGUGGAAGAAUCAGGUUUGUCAGUUCAAUUGUUCCUACAUUAAACUUUGUUGGCUAUAAAUUUUUAUCUCACAAGCGUUAAUGACAUUUGUUGUAUAAACGGUGUAAAUUAACCGUGUAUGCUGCUUAUAUUUUAGAUUGGUUGGAAAC
Elaeis guineensis (African oil palm) is the source of this 1031-nucleotide messenger RNA. RefSeq names its product profilin. Gene Ontology annotation, molecular function: actin monomer binding. The record is from RefSeq and is a predicted model, not a curated record. Gene Ontology annotation, cellular component: cell cortex. NCBI's taxonomy places the organism in Eukaryota, Viridiplantae, Streptophyta, Magnoliopsida, Arecales, Arecaceae.